CAACAGAACUCAGCGGUCAUGGCCGGUAGUCUGACCCACCACGGCUCCCCGAACCUCGGCUACACCCCCAACAACGCGGUCCCGGUGCCUAUUAUGACGCAGACGGACUCAAGAGACAAAUGGAGCAAAAAGAUGGACUUUCUCCUGUCUGUUGUGGGCUUUGCUGUGGACCUUGGCAAUGUUUGGAGGUUUCCGUACAUAUGUUACCAAAAUGGUGGCGGAGCUUUCCUUAUUCCUUAUAUUCUGAUGGCCAUCUUCGGAGGAGUGCCACUCUUUUACAUGGAGUUGGCACUAGGGCAAUUCCACAGAACCGGAGCCAUAUCCAUAUGGAAACACAUCUGCCCCAUUUUCAAAGGUAUAGGAUAUGCCAUUUGCAUCAUAGCCCUGUAUGUUUCCUUCUACUACAACACCAUCAUCGCCUGGGCCCUCUUCUACUUCUACUCCUCCUUCUCCACCAUCUUGCCAUGGACAAACUGCGACAAUGCAUGGAACACCGCUAACUGUACCAACUACUUCGGCAUUGACAACGUCACAUGGACCGAUUCAUCCAGAUCUCCAGCAGAGGAAUUUUACACGAGGAAUGUCCUCGAGAUCCAUAAGUCAUCGGGUCUGACAAACGUGGGAGGUGUUCGUUGGCAGCUGAUGCUCUGCCUUUUUCUUAUUUUCACCAUAGUUUACUUCAGUCUCUGGAAGGGGGUGAAGACCUCUGGGAAGGUUGUAUGGGUGACUGCCACUCUGCCCUACAUUGUUCUUUUCAUUCUGUUAAUCCGUGGUGCCACUCUGCCGGGGGCUUGGAGAGGGGUUGAGUUUUACCUCAAACCUCAGUGGGAGAAGCUACUGGAGACCAGUGUGUGGGUGGAUGCUGCUUCUCAGAUCUUCUUCUCCCUUGGUCCUGGCUUUGGAGUGCUCCUGGCCCUCUCCAGUUAUAAUCCUUUUACUAACAACUGCUAUCGAGACGCCAUUGUGACUAGUUUGGUGAACUGUUUGACCAGCUUUGUGUCAGGGUUUGUGAUCUUCACAGUGCUGGGCUACAUGGCAGAGAUGAGGCAGGUGAAGGUGGAGGAUGUGGCCAGAGAUAAAGGACCCAGUUUACUUUUCAUCACAUACCCCGAGGCCAUCGCCAACAUGAUGGGUUCCACAUUUUUUGCUAUAAUUUUUUUUGUGAUGAUGAUCACUCUGGGACUGGACAGCACGUUUGGUGGGCUGGAGGCGAUCAUCACGGCGGUGUUAGAUGAAUAUCCUGAUCAUUUCUCUCAAAGACGUGAACUUUUUGUACUUUGCUUGGUAGUGGUCUGCUUUCUGGGCUCCUUGAGUACUCUUACUAAUGGUGGUGCAUAUGUGGUGAAGCUGCUGGAGGAGUUUGGGGUCGGAAUCUCCAUCAUUGCUGUGGGAUUCCUUGAGGCCAUUGCCGUUUCCUGGUUCUAUGGUAUCAACAGAUUCAGCAAUGAUGUUCAAGCCAUGCUGGGCAAAGCCCCAGGACGGUUUUGGAAGGUGUGCUGGGUUGCCAUCAGUCCAGCCUUUCUCGCAUAUAUCAUAGUGAGCUCGCUCCUGAAAGCACCACCCCUCACCUUGUUUGAUUAUAAGUACCCAGACUGGAGCAUCACAGUAGGAUACACCAUUGGCUUUUCAUCCUUCAUGUGGAUCCCCAUCUAUAUGGUUUAUAAGCUGGUAUGGACACCGGGUUCUCUCAAACAGAGGCUGGCAGUGUGUCUGCGACCAGAGAGAACCAUUCCAGAUAUCCACGCCAACAGUCUCAACAUGGCCAACGUACCAUAACAAACAGCACACGGGAAAACACACUGAUGUCUCCACUGUAUCUGUUACGUUUUUAUCUGUGACAUAAUGACUGUUUGCAGCUCACGUGGUCUGCUGUCUUUCGGCUCAUCAAGUUUGACUUCCUCUGUUGACAAUUCUUUAUUAAAAGUUCCUCCCAUGUUAAUGUUAGCCCCUUAGGUAUCUUUAAUAAGAUUUUAAUACAAGUUUUUUUCAUUUAUUUGUUAUCAUGUUAAGGUGAUGUGGCUAUAAACUUAAGAUACAAUACCUUUAUUACCUUUAUUAAUCCUAAGGGCGAUUUGGUGGAGCUGUAGUGAUAAAAUGACUGUGCAAUUAGAUUGUUUAAAACAUAGACUUUGCCUGAUUGCUUCAGUUAACUUCAAAUAGCCUAUUUUGCCUUAAUCUGCCUAUAUAUAAAUGUGUAUAUAUAUAUGUGUGUGUGUGUGUGUUUACAAAAAUAUGUAAAGGUUGUAUUGAUAUUGUGCCUCUCCAGAUAGUGUUUUCAUUUUAUACCUGAAGACACUCAAACGUUGAAUUGUGUGUGAAUUUAUCUGAUUAACAAGCGCUUUACAUCAACUUUUUAUCCAGUGAGUAGUGUGAUGAGAAAAGUGACAAUUGCUGUGCGAUUUAACCUUUCUGUAUUUGUAAAUGUCCAAGUUAAUUAUAGUAUAAAUUAUAACUUGUGUCUGUGCUGCUUUUUGGUCCUGUGAUA
Doryrhamphus excisus (bluestripe pipefish) is the source of this 2485-nucleotide messenger RNA. It is a transcript of the gene slc6a4b, whose product is annotated as solute carrier family 6 member 4b. Gene Ontology annotation, cellular component: synapse; neuron projection; plasma membrane. Gene Ontology annotation, molecular function: serotonin binding; serotonin:sodium:chloride symporter activity. The record is from RefSeq and is a predicted model, not a curated record. Lineage: Eukaryota; Metazoa; Chordata; Actinopteri; Syngnathiformes; Syngnathidae. Gene Ontology annotation, biological process: amino acid transport; sodium ion transmembrane transport; serotonin uptake.